This is a messenger RNA of Teleopsis dalmanni, 4267 nucleotides long. Its product is annotated as E3 ubiquitin-protein ligase Topors-like. The record is from RefSeq and is a predicted model, not a curated record. Gene Ontology annotation, biological process: protein polyubiquitination; protein monoubiquitination. The transcript has 4 exons. Gene Ontology annotation, molecular function: metal ion binding; ubiquitin protein ligase activity. NCBI's taxonomy places the organism in Eukaryota, Metazoa, Arthropoda, Insecta, Diptera, Diopsidae. Bases 697 to 3555 code for a protein of 952 amino acids.
GUAAAAAAUUGUGACUAUUCAAAUUCGUGGUUAAAUUUGCAAUUUAAUUCCCCACACUUGCCGUGAAUUUUGAGCUCAAGCCAUUUUAUUGGUGUACUUCGUGUUCAUUCGUUCUCCAGCAGCAGCUGAAAGCAUACAAGCGUGGUUAGUGUUAGUGGUCUUUGCACAACAUCCAUAAGAUGUGUGCAAUUCGUACAUUAUUUAUUAACUAAAAUAGUGAUUAAUACAAUAAUAAUAAAGUAUGAAAUGUGAGCCUAAAAUUAAUACGCAUAAGUAGUCACAUCUGUGGAUAAAUGAAAAACAAAAACACACUUAAAAAGAAUUGAAUGAAUAUAUGUGGAUUGUAAUGACUUUUUUUCACUCAAGAAAUGAACAAGCCAAUUCCACAAUAGCAUGAAAACAAAGCAAAACAACAAAAACAAUCCACUGCAAAAUUGUACGAAAAUGGAAAAACGUCAAAACUGCUAAACGCGAAGAGCAAGCAGGAAGAGAUAAAAAGGGUCGUGUAGACAUUUUAAAGCAAAUUAAAUCAAUGAAAAUUGCUUAGUACAUAAAUUAAAAACAGUUGGUGCCGAAGUGGAAAGUUUGAAAAAGAAGAGAAAAUAAUAUUCUAUAUAAUUUAAUAUUUGUUUAAUGAAGUUUUAAAAUUAUUGUUAACGAAAACACAGAUUUUACGUCGAACAUAUUUGAUUUAUCAUGGCGGAGUCAUCUGCUCUUUCUCCUGCCUCAAUUAACGGUAACGUUGCCGUAGAUUUGCAUACAAAUGUGAGUGCGCCCACUCUGAACGACAACUCGAAUGGUUCCCUGGAUGUGAAUUUCACACAUCACGUUGGCGAAGUGGGCGUGGAUAUGCAAUGCCCUGCUACGCCACGCUUAAUACAAAAGUUACCAGAUUUCACAACCAGCAAUAGCGAAUCCGAGAGUGAGGAACAAGCGCAAGUAACAACCAGUGGCACUAGCAAUGAAGUGGAACCUACGCGUGCAGCUUCGCCACCACCGAAUUGCGCAAUUUGUUUAGGUCGCUGUAAAAAUAAAUGCUUCACAGAUUCAUGUAUGCAUCAAUUCUGUUUUAAAUGCUUAUGCGAGUGGAGUAAGAUCAAGCCGGAGUGUCCGCUUUGCAAACAGGCAUUCAAAUCCAUAAUACACAAUGUCAAAUCCUUCGAUCAGUUUGAAGAGUAUCACGUUCCCCUGGCGCAGAUGCCAGGUCGUGGUGAUGUCAACUACAACCAAUUGCCAUACAUUGUCGAAAAUGUAGUUGUUGGACGCAGAGAUUUUGAAAUUGUUGCCGCCAAUUGGGGUGAUUCGCGCUUGGAUACUCUCAUGCAUACUCAUGUGUUCCCACAUUUCAAUGACAGAUAUCCAAGAACUCCGGGUAGAAGGCAACUGAAUAGCCUUGUACAAACACAAUACACACAUCGUGGCGAAGUGCUCAACAUGUACAGGCAGGAGAAUCCAGAUGGUACAAGUGGUACACUGAGCCAAUUAUGGCGACGCUACGUCUAUGACAGGAAAUUAUAUGCAUUGCCAGUUUAUGAUGUCACCGGCCGUAUGCGUGAAUGCAAUGCACGAUUUUAUAGAGAUAAUCCAGCACAGUUACAUCGUUUGAUGCCUUGGAUUAAUCGUGAUAUUGUUUGUUUGCUACGUAACACAGAUCAAAAUGUUACUACUGUACUAGAGAGCAUAAGUGAAACGUUGACACGUUUCGAUAUUAUCUCUGUAGCAUUUCGCAGAAGGGUGCAUUCAUAUUUGGGUGAGAAGACAGCACAUUUUAUACAUGAAUUAUCAACGUUCGCUCGUUCACCAUAUGAUAUGAUUGGCUAUGAUCGUGUAGUACAGUACGCACCACAAGUCACAGAGGAGCUUGUCGUUGAAUUUUCUUCAACGUCAGAGUCAUCGGAAGAUGAUAUGAUAGGAGUUGACAUUUUGUCAGACAGAAAUAGCCCACGAAAUUUUAGAGGAUUCAGCGAAUAUCGUGUACAGUCUCGCAGCGAAAGUAAUACUGGCCCCACAAGUUUAGUUAAUUUUUUAUCGUAUAAUGUUACACCCGGGCCCGAUAAUAGUGAAAUUACUGGUUUCUCUGCAGUUGGAGGAAGUGAGCGUAAUGCACAAACAAUUGCUAUUAAUUUGACAACACACAAUCGUUCCAAUGAUGAUAUUAUAGAUUUGGAUGCACUUGAACCGUCUGGUAGUGAUAACACUAUAAACAUACCUGCAAAUAAUACUGUUCCUGAACCUGCCGCAACAAUUACAUUUUCUGAUACGGGCGAUGAUGAAUGUGAAUUCGUAUUAGAACUAAAGCCCCCACACUUACGCACACCUGAAUUGGUGAGCUUAAAUUCUGAGUCUGAUUCUGAUGUUGUGUUUGUAAACGAAUCAAAAGCUGAAAAUCAAAGCAAAAAUAAUAAACCUGAAAAUAAUAACGAAAAUAUAAACGUUGGAGCAAGCACUUCAUCGGGAUUGCGUUCAAGUGGACGUCAGCGUUGGCAAAAAAAUAUGAACGAACAAAACAAAGUAAAAAGUAGACUCCGUCGCAGACGCAGCAUACGAGCUCGUAGUGAGCCAAAGAAUCGACCAGUUGGUAGUGAUACUUCUACACCGUUUUAUUCCUCAAGUAGUAGUGACGAAAGCGAUCAUACUCAGCAUGAAAAGAAGAGAGCAGCGGUUAGAAAAAUUGUUCAAAGAAAAGCGAGCAAUGUGAAAAGAUCAGCGCAACAAAAUUUGCAACCCGCUUAUAAUCAGAAAUCGAAAAGAAGAAAAGUUUCCUCAAGUGACUAUACGAGCGAAGAGGAUGAAGAAUUCUUAAGCGCACUAAAAAGACGAUUAGAAAUUGAAAAAGAAAAAUUAAAUGUGUCAGCUGGUAGCACAGUAAAAAAUGAACAAAACGAGAAUAUAAAAACGGAAGUUCCAAAAUAUACUUCAGAUAAUUACAGCUCGGAAAGCGAUGAGAAUGAAGAUGAUCGCUGCACAUUUAACGAAAACACCAAUAUAACAGCAACAACAGCUCAGGACUAUUGUUUAGAGUCUAAUCCAAUUGAAAAUGAGGUCGUAAAUCAUAGUACUAAUAACUAUGCUUUUAAUAACACAGUAAAUAUGCCAGAACAUUUUACGGAGAGUAGUUCAAAUCCCGACAGCUAUCAACGAGCAGCGGACGUAGAAAGAACUGAUGCGGCUAUUAUACUAACAAAUCUUAGUGCAACAUUAAGCAAUAAUAACAAUAAUAUUAAUAUAGAUACAACAAAUGCGGGAUUAUCACUUUUUGUGGAUACGUCGAAUUCAACAACUUCAACAUCAUCCUCAGAUUCGCUGUCGUCAGUCUGUUCGUCCACAUCCUCAUCAACAAUGUCAUCCUCUUUAUCAUUAGGCAUGCCCAGCAAUCAAGAGUGUUUACCAGAUCAAGCACAGUACUCAUUUGAUGCUAGAUAUGAUGAAGCAGCUGCAGUAUUAGCAGGUUUCGCUAAUACUGACAUGAGAUUUCAAACUACUAUGGCAGCUAGUACUGAUCACUUGUCCAACGACUCCGAAAGUAACACCUCAAACGAUAGCGAUAUUGCGUAAAAUUUGUACUCUCCAGUAACGUCUAAGAUUAAGGAUUUCGUUUAGUGAAAUAGUAACGUAACGUAACGUAAGUUCAUUUAGGUUAUCAAUUAGACUUCUGUGUUGUAUUUUUAUAUUCAAAUUUUUACCAGAAAUUUAAAUUUUUAUUCUUAAAGUUAAUAAUUAAGAUAUCUUAUUUUUUAUGAAAGAAGUGUAGAGUUAAAAUGAAUGCCUAGAGUUGCAAACCAAAAGUGGUAUUAGUAUCAUUCCAUUCAUCUUAGUCAUUGGACACGCGUUCUAAGUGCACAUAUGUAUGAUAGUGUGUAAUUAUGGAAGUGAGUGUAAUUUAUAUAUUUUAAUAAAUACUUUCAAGUUUUUGAUAUAUUUUCUUGAUGUUUGUGUCUCAUUUCCAAAAUCAAAUAAGACUAUUUGUGAUAAAAACAAUAGUAUUCACCAUCUUGACUAAUGAGCCUUGUUACCGAGAAACAGUGCAAACCGACCACAAUAAUUAAUCGGUUAACGAACUUGUAAAUUGAUGUAGCCAGUACCAAUAAUAUUUUGAGGAUUUAAUACUGCGCUAUAUUCUUAAUUUAUAAGAAGUUAUGUUCAUAUUUCAAAACAUUUAUCGCUGUUGGCGCAGGCUCACUACUAUUAACACACUGUUAACAAAAAAUGUUAGCAAGAAAUAUCAGAACAUCUUCUUGCGUAUUUAGAACCAAUGUUUCAAUUUAUU